Tricharina praecox is the source of this 1927-nucleotide messenger RNA. RefSeq names its product FAD dependent oxidoreductase-domain-containing protein. The coding region runs from base 230 to 1750 and encodes 506 amino acids. The transcript has 4 exons. Gene Ontology annotation, cellular component: cytoplasm. The record is from RefSeq and is a predicted model, not a curated record. Gene Ontology annotation, molecular function: oxidoreductase activity. Lineage: Eukaryota; Fungi; Ascomycota; Pezizomycetes; Pezizales; Pyronemataceae.
GCCCACGACCGUCCCAGCCAACCACCGCCACGGUCGCAAGUCACGAUAAUGUCCAGCUGUCUCACCACCCCCACCCUUCAAUUCGCUGAGCGCGCUGAGACACCAUGCAACACUUCGUUGGUCCGCAUAUAACAGCGCGUGGCCACCCACAUCGUUGCUCCUCCCUUCUCUCUUCCGUAUCUCGUCCACUCUUAUUCUCUUCUUUUUUCUUCGUUUCCUUUACUUCACAAUGGGUGGACUCGUCUCUUCGCUCAAUGUCGCCCUCAAAACUCUUCGCGCGCUCAAUGCGACCUACGCCGCCGUGAUCUCGCGCAUCAAUGGUUCGCCCGGCAAGCCCGUGGCCCAUCCUACCGCGAGCGCUUGGCAGCUACCACCGUCACUGCUAGCUGUCCACAAGUCCGAGACAACGCCGGAGGAAGUCGACGUCCUGAUCAUUGGAUCCGGCAUUACCGCGUGUUCGAUCGCUUACCAUCUCCUGCACUCGGCCGGUAGCACGGCGGCGAAGCCCCGUGUCGCGAUCCUCGAGGCGCGUGAAUUGUGCUCUGGCGGCACCGGCAGGAACGGUGGCCACAUCAAGGAAACUCCCUAUCUGGAAUGGAGCACUUUGGUGAAGAGAUUCGGACGUGUUGCGGCGGACGAGGUGGUACGGUUUCGCAUGGGACAUCUUCAGCAGAUUCUGGGUGUGGCAGAUAAAGAGGGGCUCCGGGAAUCCUCCGACGCCCGAGAGGUUGAGUCUGUCGAUGUUUAUUGCGAGUCGAAGAGCUGGCGUGAGGCGAAGGAGAAACUGCGGGCUUGGUUGGAGGCGUUUCCCGACGAGAAAGGGAAAUGGAGGGUCUGGGAAGGGGAUGAGGUCAAGACGAAAUUCUCUCUUCCCACUGCCGCCGGCAUCAUUACCGGGCCUGCCGCUGCACUGUCACCCUACCAAUUAAUAACCCAUCUCUACGCCAAAUUGCUCGCCGAGUUCCCGACUCUGAGUAUCCACUGCAACACCCCCGUGGAGACGGUUCAAGGCACGCCUGUCGAUCCCUUCCGUCGACCCAUCAGCCCGGUGCAACCGUUCAGCUGCUUUACUUUCCAGGGUAAGAGUCAAGUCAUGCGUGCCACACACAUCAUCCACGCGAAUAAUGGCUAUGUUUCUCGUCUCCUUCCUGGAUUCAAAGGAAAGAUUGUUCCGGCCCGUGGCCAGAUGACGUCACAGCGUCUCAACAACAACGUCUCCCUCCCUGGUGGAUCGAACAGAUCAUGGAGUUUCAUGUGGGAUAAAGGAAUGGAUUACAUGACGGUAACUCCUGAUGGAAGAUACAUGUUGGGCGGUGGCUGGGCCAAAGGUCCCAACGACGGUAUGGACGCCUUGGGGAAUUGUCGCGACAACGAGAACUCGGUCAUGGAAACCGCAUACCUUGGUGGUCUUCUUCCCGCCAUCUUCCCCGGGCUUGUCACCGGCGUUCAAAUCGAAGCUGCUUGGACUGGUAUCCUCGGCUUCUCCGUCGACUCGGUGCCCUGGGUCGGCGAGGUACCCGAGAAGGUUGCCGGUGGACGGAGAAGAGGCACUGGGAAAGAGUGGGUGUGCGCUGGAUAUUCCGGUGAGGGUAUGGUCAACGCGUGGGGCUGUGGCAGUGCACUCGCUACUAUGCUCAGGAACGAGAUGUACGGCGAGAGGGCGGUCGUUGGAGUUCCUAGUGUCAUGCUGGUGACCGAGAAACGAGUCAAGAAGGCGACAAUAGAAAUGCUCGUCGAAGACUACAUGUAGUGUUGGAUGAUGGGCGGUGAUUGGUCGUGUUGUUCGCAUCUUUUCUCGGAGUCUGGGAUUUUUGCGAUAUCGGAGUCGGUGUUGGGAUUGUUUUCAUUCUGUUGCACGCGAACGACUGGUCGGUCGGUGGGACCUUGCUAUAGACGAUUUCUACACAUGCAAUUCAAUAUAACUGGC